Messenger RNA from Lacerta agilis (Sand lizard), 1867 nucleotides. It is a transcript of the gene PEX10, whose product is annotated as peroxisomal biogenesis factor 10. Gene Ontology annotation, molecular function: zinc ion binding. Gene Ontology annotation, cellular component: peroxisomal membrane. The transcript has 6 exons. Lineage: Eukaryota; Metazoa; Chordata; Lepidosauria; Squamata; Lacertidae. Gene Ontology annotation, biological process: protein import into peroxisome matrix. The coding region runs from base 54 to 1040 and encodes 328 amino acids. The record is from RefSeq and is a predicted model, not a curated record.
CUGCUUGCGGAAGCAGCUCGGGCAGAACAGGCGCCCUUCUCGCCUUGGCAGUGAUGUCGCCGGCAGCGGUGGAAGCCGGGCCCGCACGACUCGUUCGGUCCGCCCAGAAGGACGAGCUCUAUCGAGGGGCGCUGAGAAGCGGGGCUGGGGCUGCCUUGGGGGGCCUGGCAGGUGCUAGAAUUUGGUUGGAGUGGCAGAAGGAAAUUGAGUUGUUUGCUGAUAUAGCAUAUUUCACACUCACAACCCUUUCAGGUUACCAAACUCUUGGUGAAGAAUAUGUCAAUAUUAUCCAAGUGGACCCAUCGCGGAAGAGAGUUCCUUCAGUACUUCGACGGGCUGUCCUGAUUUCCUUGCACACUGUCUUCCCUUACUUGUUAGACAAAGGAUUAGUACACCUGGAACAUGAACUUCAGACAGAACCCGAUGAGAUGAGGACUUUGCAAAGCAGACAUUUGCGUGGAUUGUGGGGAAGGACUUUCUUGUGGCAUUGGUUACAGAAAUGGCUUGGCAGAUUAACAGAGCAGCAGAGGAAGAUGCUCUGUCAGGUUGUCCAUUUUCUCAGGCAAGGCAUUCCACUCCUUCGUAGGCUGCACCUGGCCAUCUUCUAUAUGAAUGGCAUUUUCUACCACCUAUCUAAAAGGAUGUCAGGGAUCACAUAUCUGCGCUAUGCAGGAUUAGAUGGAGACAACCAGCAUGUUCGAUCAAGUUACAGGCUUCUUGGGAUCCUUUCAGUGCUGCACCUGGCACUAACAGUUGGUAUCCAUGCAUACAGCUUCCAACAGAGGCAGAGGGCAAGACAAGAAUGGAAGGUACACCGUAACCUCUCCUACCCAAGAACCCAGCCUGAGGAGAAGCUCCUUGGCCGAAGCUCUCGCUGCAUUCUGUGCUUAGAAGAACGCCGCCAUGCUACAGCCACUCCGUGUGGACACCUCUUCUGCUGGGAAUGCAUCACUGAGUGGUGCAACACAAAGGCUGAGUGCCCACUGUGCAGAGAGAAAUUCCAUCCACAGAAGCUGAUUUAUCUGCAACACUAUCGAUAACAGCCACCUGUGCAGCUGUUAGAUUGCAAAGUGUUAGGAACCAACAAAAAUACUACAGCUUUUGACCAAGUGUAAAACUUUAUUUUGAUAUAUUAAAUUGCUGUGAUAAAAUUGAGCAGCUAAACACUUGAGUUGCACUGCCUGUACAAGGAGAUAUGAACUUGUCAUCUUACAAAACAAACUUCUGGUGUUGAUCCUUUUUCUUUGUAGAACAAAGCACACAAAUCUACCUAAAUUCUGGUAUAACCCUUUUAAGUGUUGGCGGACAUCUGCUAGACCUACCACUAGUGUUCUCAUGACACUGUAACUCGUUGACGUUCAUGAAGCUGAAUGUUGGAGGAUUCGGGAUAAAAGAAAGUACUUCUUCACACAGCACAAAGUUAAAACGUUGGAAUUUGCUCCCAAAAGAGGCAGUGAUGGCCAGCAAUUUGGGUCGCUUUAAAAGAGAAUUAAGACAAAUUCAUGGGGGAUAAGGCUAUCAAUGGCUACUAGCCACAAUGCUUAUAUUCUGCCUCUGUGAGUGGAGGCAGUAUGUUUCUCAAUACCAGUUACUGGAAAAUGGAGGGGAGCGUGCACUUGCCUUCAGGUCCUGCUUACAGGCUUCCCAGAGGCAUCUGGUUGGCCACUGAGAGCAGAAUGCUGAACUCGAUGGGUCUAUGACCUGAUUCAGCCAGGCUAUUCUUAUGGGAAACUACAUUCUCUGAGAGGUAGUAGCUUAAUAAGAACAUUUUACCAUUCCAAAAGAUACUAGGGCAUGCAUGUGGAAAUUAAUUUUGAGUUUUAAGUGUGCUGCUAAAAUCCCCUAUGCCUAAUAAAUUAUAGCUGUU